AUGCCAUUCCACGCAGAACCCCUCCAGCCCUCAGAGGAAAUCGACAUGGACCUCGAGCACUCCCUGGCCGCCCAGAAAUUCAAGGAGGUCAGGGCUGUGCUCGAAGGCAACAGGUGGUGGGCCAGGCGAGUCCACGCGGAAGAGCCCCAGUUCUGUGAGGAGCAAGUCAAGGGCCAGGCCCCCAACUUCCUCUGGAUUGGCUGUGCCGACUCUCGAGUGCCCGAGGUCACGGUGAUGGCCCGUAAGCCCGGAGAGGUCUUUGUCCAGCGAAACGUCGCCAACCAGUUCAAGCCCGAGGACGACUCUUCUCAGGCUCUGCUCAACUACGCUAUCAUGAACGUCGGAGUAACCCACGUCAUGGUCGUCGGCCACACUGGUUGCGGUGGUUGCAUCGCCGCUUUCGACCAGCCUGCCCCCAAGACUGAGGACGGCGCUGGUGCUGCUGGUACUCCCCUCGUGCGAUACCUCGACCCCAUCAUCCGGUUGAGGCACUCUUUGCCUGAAGGCAGCGACGUGAACGACCUGAUCAGGGAGAAUGUCAAGAUGAGCGUCAAGAACGUUAUCGACAGUCCGACCAUCCAAGAAGCUUGGGCCAAGAACAGGAAGGGAGAGUUCCGCCCAGUCUACGUCCACGGUUGGUUGUAUGACCUUUCCACCGGCUACAUUAUCGACCUCAACGUCACCGAGGGCCCCGAACCCAUUGUCGACCACCGAGUCACCCCAGAGACCGCUCCCGUUGCUAACGGCGCCGAACCCCCCACUCCCGCUGAAGAGUCUGAAGCGUUCGGAGCCACUCCCAUUCUUGCUUAA
Cryptococcus wingfieldii CBS 7118 is the source of this 810-nucleotide messenger RNA. Its product is annotated as carbonic anhydrase. Gene Ontology annotation, biological process: cellular response to carbon dioxide; cellular response to oxidative stress. The record is from RefSeq and is a predicted model, not a curated record. The transcript has 6 exons. Gene Ontology annotation, molecular function: zinc ion binding; carbonate dehydratase activity. NCBI's taxonomy places the organism in Eukaryota, Fungi, Basidiomycota, Tremellomycetes, Tremellales, Cryptococcaceae. The coding region runs from base 1 to 810 and encodes 269 amino acids.